Molecule: messenger RNA, 3389 nt
Organism: Folsomia candida
Lineage: Eukaryota; Metazoa; Arthropoda; Collembola; Entomobryomorpha; Isotomidae
Product: serine/threonine-protein kinase 40
Exons: 2
Coding region: 268-1242 (324 amino acids)
Biological process (GO): protein phosphorylation
Molecular function (GO): ATP binding; protein kinase activity
Source: RefSeq, a predicted model, not a curated record
UCUAGCAAUCACUUCUUGAAAUUAAUCCACAUUAAAAUAUAGAUUUUUCAUCCAACAAUUCUUUUAAAAAUUAGUGUCACAUUUUUAAAUUUAAUAUUUUAAACAACGGCCAGUUUACGAAAUCAUAUUAUAAUAUCCGUGCAACAUAAUAAAAUAAAUGACCUUGAAAGACAAAUAAAGGUUAGAUUGUUGAUAUCAAGCCUGUUUUAAUGAGCGGUGGUGGCGACGUGCAAAACUCAAAUGUCUACUUGAAUAUUUGCGAAUACUAUGAAUAAAAGUGUAAAAAGUUUAAUAAGAAGAGCAGGUCCAUAUUUAAUUGGACCACAAUUGAAUACCUCCACAACUAAAUGUGUUAAACACUACUUGGCCAGAAAAAUAGGCACUGACAUAUUUUAUACGGUGAAAGUAUUAACUCUCCCUCAUCCAAUCGUUCUUGAAUCAAUGGACCAGAUUCAGGGACAUAUUUUAACGAACACUGAAUAUACUUUACUAAAAUCCUUAAGACGGGAGAAAGGUGUAGUGCAACUGAUUGACCUUUAUAAGGAGUUGGUAGAAGUGGGUACGGAUGGGCACAAUUUUGGACGAAUGAGGACAAGAAUCUAUCUAGUGCUCGAAUGUUAUACACCACACGACUUUUCUACACAGUAUACAAAUCUAAUAACCCUGCAACAACUCGUGAUUAAGGUAAAAAAAGUGCCUGAAUAUUUUACCAUCAGAAUUUUGUACAAUGUAGUAAAUGUGCUGCCUAAACUCCACCAAAAAGAUAUUGUGCAUCGUGAUAUUAAAUUAGGAAACAUUGUGUGGGACAAAUAUACAAAAAAAGUGACAUUAACCAAUUUUGGACUUUCGAAGCACCUGACUUGUAACGAAGAACAACUUAUUGAUCAAAGGGGCAGUCCGGCUUAUAUCAGCCCAGAGAUCAUUAGUGGCCGUCAAUAUACGGGGAAACCAACAGAUUUAUGGGCACUCGGAGUAGUGUGUUUCACAAUGCUUUUUGGAAAUUUUCCAUUUCUUGAUACUAGUCCGACCUAUCUUUUUCGUAAAAUUAAACAAGGACAUUAUGAAAUACCAUCUGAUGUGAUUGUGACUGAGCCAACAGUAAAAAUAAUUCGCUCGCUUCUUCUGCUUGACCCGCAAAAACGAUUAACAGCUCGAAAAACACUUGUACUGCUCAAAGAAAUAAUUCAUAAAGAAGAAAUACUUCUCUCCGAUGUGAAUUUACAAGUCGUGCCAGACAUCUAACAGUUAGAACCCAAUAUCAAUGCAAAUAAAAGCAUCAAUGAUUUCAAGAAGAUAUUUAAGAGUGGUAAAAUAAGGUUUUCAUACCACUACAUUUUCAAUCUUUGAACAGUUUGGAUCUCAAAUUUAUAUCAUAGCUUGAAAAAGGUAGUUGUUAUACAAGUUUACAUGCAGUGAUGGUGUCAGAUUUGUUGCAUACGCUUCCUUUGUAUCACGUUGCUUGCGUGAAUAAUAGCAAGCUUGAAUACCUUAUUGUGCAGAAAAGGAUUUCGCCACCGCCGUUGGUUUUUUACUUCUCUAAAGAUGCAUAGUCUGAAUUUGCAAAUAGGUUCUCCUUUCUUGAGUUGGCCGUUUUGUUUCGCCCUGUUCAUGUGAGAAACAUUUGCAGGUAAAAUACUCUGCACAUUUAGUUGCUCCUAAUGCAUUACAAAAUAAGAAGGCGUAUAUUGUAGGUGGAAUAUUCUACAAGAAGGAGGAUACUCUCCAUAUGGGGUAAUGAUGACGAUGCCAAAAUAGAUAUUCAUUUCAACAGAUCUAGCCGACACUUCAGCUAAGAUUACACUUGAAUUCUCAUUCUGAAAAGUGGCAGUUUACUUUUAAUGCAUUACAAGGUUUAAGAGUGGUAAAGUUAGAUUUUCAUCUCAUUACGUUUUCAACCUGUGAACAGACCUGUUUGGAUCUCAAGUUUUACCUAAACUCGUUUUUUAUCCAUGGAUUUGCACAAAGAAAAGACGUUCUAUUCUCAGAUGAAUAAUUCAUCCCAACCUUCACUGACACUCAUCGUGGACUGGACCAAGUUACGUCUUUUAUUCGGACUUGACGCUCUUCUUCAGUAUCCACCUGUGCUCACAAAUUUGGGUCAGAUGACGAAAUGUAUCGCAAAAAACAUAGGUUAAACCCUUUAAGGUAAUCAAGGAGGAAAAAAACCCAAUGGGAAAAAACCUCCAUUAGGAAAAACCUCAAAGCGAUGCAGCAUUAUCAGAAAUUUGUAAAUUCUGAUAAUUAAGUUAAUUAUCUCUAAAUCAACCAAGUGUGCUAUAUCACGUAGGAAAUGAAUGUUAAUGUGUCCAUUUUAGUAUGCAGGGUUUGAAAUGUUAUAAUUUGGAUUUUCCCAAUACCUCGCAUUGUUAUAAUUUGGAUUUUUUUUCCCGAAUAUCCCCCAAUGAAAUAUAAGGAAAUCGAUUUUAAUUUAAUUAUUUACAUUGUUAGGGGUAUUCACAUCAUGCUUAUACACUGAAAAUAAUCUGGUAAUAAAUAUCUACCGGAUUCGUAACGUCUUUGUGAGCCGUGUAUGUAUGACUAUUAUGUGAAUCACGCGUAUGUAUAUUGAUAUGUAUCAAUACAUUUUACACACACAAACGCUGCACAAUCAGAAUGUCUGUAAUUUCUGAUUGUGUUAUUUUAUUCGUUAUUUACUAUUUUAUGCCCAGGAUACCAACGUGAUCAUCGUACAUUUCUCUGUCCGGGUGAUUAAUAUUUGUAUGCAAUGACAAAAAAUCACGAGAGACUUUCGCCCACACUUCGAAGGUCUCAAUUAUAUUAGCCUUCUCCGAUAAUGCGAGCUGGUUUAAAAGGAGAGGUAAUUAUGAACAGUUGCAUCGUGUUUUAAUGUAAUAAGCUCGAGACAAAUAUGGAUAUAAUUAUUUUCAAAUGUAAAAUGUAAUUGCAUAAAAUUACAUUGCAUAUUUGAAUGAGGUUAUUAGUGAAACAUUAAGUUGUGUCUUUUUAAUUGUAUGCUCUAAUGUUAUGUAAUUAUAAAAAGUCUGUGAGUAUCACUCUCCGGGGCGAGUUUAUUAAUUUAUUAAUUUAACUAUAACUUUUACAUGAAUAUGCCUAUUAAUCCUUGUGGAGAAAGAUUUCACGGCACGAUUUUCUUUAUUAAUUUAGCUAUAACCUUUAAAAGUGAUGUGAGUAUGCAUCCUGUGCUUCGAGCCAGCUAAAUUAUUAGUCGUUAUUAAAUAUCUAAGUAUUGUCUUCAAUGUUGUGCUCAGAGUUUUACGUAUACCAAAAGGUAAUUGUGAAAAUGGUAUCGAGUUUUAAUGUAAUAAACUCGAAACAAAAUAAUUCUUUUGAGUUUGGAUAGAAUUUAUAGUAAACAUAGUUUGGGCUAAGAAAAUAAAUAUAUAUAUAUAUAUAUCCCUAACAUGAAA